Messenger RNA from Clarias gariepinus (North African catfish), 1746 nucleotides. It is a transcript of the gene pdss2, whose product is annotated as prenyl (decaprenyl) diphosphate synthase, subunit 2. Gene Ontology annotation, molecular function: prenyltransferase activity. Lineage: Eukaryota; Metazoa; Chordata; Actinopteri; Siluriformes; Clariidae. The transcript is spliced from 9 exons. Gene Ontology annotation, biological process: isoprenoid biosynthetic process; ubiquinone biosynthetic process. The record is from RefSeq and is a predicted model, not a curated record. Bases 180 to 1316 code for a protein of 378 amino acids. Gene Ontology annotation, cellular component: transferase complex; mitochondrion.
CAAGAUGGCAGCCAUGGUGCAUAUACAGUUGUGACAGUUCUUUAGAAGCAAGCCGUUUAUUUUAUACAUGUAAAUCCUUUUUGGGUGGACUAACAACGGGGAUUUAAAGCGGAAGAGUUAUUUCAUGACUGGAGACGGUUCUGUGCUGGAGACGUGAUGUGUUUCAUUUAAUAAGAAGGAUGGCUGUGCGUUCCCGUCUCGCUUUCCUCGGCCCUCUGGGUUCUCUGAGGAGAGGAUGGAGGAGCCUGAGUCUGUUCUCCGCUCCGUCUCCGUCCAGCUGGAGUAAAGUCGUGUCCGAUGCAGAGAAGAUCGUGGGAUAUCCGACGUCCUUCAUGAGCCUGCGCUGCCUGCUGAGUGACGAGCUCAGCAACGUAGCCAUGCACGUCCGCAAGCUGGUGGGGACCAAACACCCGCUCCUCAAUACCGCCAGGGGUUUCGUGUACGACAGUAAAAACAACCUGCAGAUGCGAGGCCUGGUGGUGUUGUUGAUGUCUAAAGCAGCAGGACGGAGUGCCGCGGCAUCUGACGCCCUCCUGCCUGACAUGAUCAGCGGGAUUUACCCCAGUCAGCGUAGCCUGGCGGAGAUCACAGAGUUGAUCCACACGGCGUUCCUGGUGCAUCGUGGGAUUGUGAAUUUGAAGGAGUGGACGUUCUCAGACGGGCCGCUCAAGGACAUGCAGUUCGGGAACAAGAUGGCCGUCCUGAGCGGCGACUUCCUGUUGGCCAACGCCUGCACGGGAUUGGCUCAGCUCAACAACACCAAGGUGGUGGAGCUGAUUUCCAGUGCCAUUGGAGACUUGGUGCAGGGAGUCUAUUAUGAAAACGCUGCAGAGGAAGGAAAGCCGUCGGUGUCGAGGUGGGAGGACCAGGCCUUCCUCUCCCAUGGUGCAUUGCUAGCUAAGAGCUGCCAGGCGGCGAUGGAGCUGGCGAGACACGAUGCCGAGGCUCAGACUCUCGCUUACGAGUACGGAAAGCACCUGGCUCUCGCGCACAAGCUGAAUUCGGACCUCCAGCCGUUCAUGAGGCGUAGUUCUGAGCCGGUGGUCUUCUGUCUGGAUUCGGCUCCUGCGGUGUUCCACCGUCUGAUCGUGGGACAGGAGGUCUGGACGCAGCAGUUACAGCAGGCCCAGAGCGCGAGCACGCAGGCGGAUUACUCCAAGCUGUGGACCGGGAUCAGAUCCGGGGGCGGAGUCAAACAGGCUGUUGAUCUCUGCACUCAGCACGGGACGACGGCGCUGGAAGCCAUCCGGCGUUUCCCUCCAUCCGAGGCUCGCUCCGCUCUCGAGAACAUCGCCGGCGCCGUCACCAGGUUCUGAUCGAACCACGUCAGGUCCGGAGUCUGAGCUCCGCCUUCAUCACCUCAGUUCAGAUCUGAACAUCUGGAGUCGACAGAGUUGGGACUUUUCUCUCUUUUCGUCGACUCCGUCUGUGACGUGGCCGAGGGGAGGAGCGGAUCUACGGAAGCACCGCCGGUCGAUGUCAUGCAGAUCGUACUCGUAUUUCUAAAGGUGCUGAGGGUCGCCGUAGCAACAGUGACAUCACCGAGAACAUUGAUUGCGUGUUUUUAUUGCUUUUUUUUUUUUUUUUUUUUUAAAUGUUUUGUUUUGUUUGUUCCUGGCGGGAAUUUGCUAGCACGCCGAAGACGCUGAGAGAUUGUUUCCAUCAGGUUGACGAAACUCUUCUCACACACUGUUUGUAUCAUGUUACUUUGGUUGCCAUGGCAAUAAAAUGUGAUCCCGCCCCCAA